AUGCAACCGCUCCAACUACUAUAUAGUGUGUCGCUUAUUCUCGGAGUUUUGUGCUCCCAUCCACACUCACAUACGUUAUUCGAAAUCCGCCAGUUCGAAUCAUUCAUACCCCGACGCAUAGCUCAGGAUCUUAAACUGGGUGUUCGAAAGAACAGAUGGACAAAGCAUCCUGAUAACACAUUUGAAAGCUACUUUAUCCAAAGAGGGAAUAAAUCAGAUGAAUACAUCUGUUCGAUUCCUAGUGCAAGAAUCGAAUCGAUUGAGAAGAGGGAAUCUAAACAAACUACGGACACCUCGAACGAAAAGCUACUCUCGACAGCUGUGGAUAUUAUUAACCAGUCAUUCCCCAAAAAAGGUUGCCUAUAUACGUAUGACCUUCGAGGCCUUCAUUGGACUUAUGCAUACUGUUUUGCCGACAAAGUGAUCCAGUAUCACGAGCAAGUUCCUCCAAAGGAGAGACACUACAGACAUGUUGCAGCAUUCCCCAACGAGGUAUUUGUGUUGGGUCGGUUCUCAGAGCCUACCCUGAAAAACGUGGAAUUCAAAAACCAAGCCACUCCGAAGCAACGGGAAACCUACGAGAAACAUGGCAGGGAGUCCUUCACCCUUGCUGAAGACAAGGCAUCUCCGUUUAGACAUCACUCUGCCCAAAAAGUUGUUCUGCAAGUGUUAGAACACGGCUCUCAUUGCGAUCUCACCGAGAAAUUUCGUUCAGCACAAAUUGUCUAUAAAUGUGAUCCUGAAGCACAAGGAUUCUCUCAGCCCGAGAUAAUCGAUGUUCCGGAGUUGACAACAUGUCUGUAUAAGGUGGUGAUACAUGUCCCCGGACUUUGUGCUUUGGAGCAGUUUGCACCUCAUAGAAACGUCAAGGAAUCGCUGGUCGAUUUAUCAUGUCAAUUAGUUGACGAGGAAAGCAACGACGACAGUGUAGACAACUCGUUUUCAUUUGAGUCAUUCACAUCAAAUGUGAAGUUGAGAGACCAUGACAGCUUCCCAGUUAGAAGUGAUAACAAAAUCUCCGUCGACGAUCAUUCAUUAAUGUCAUUGGGUUAUGGGUUCUAUUUAGCGAAAAGCAAAACAGGCUACAGAUCAACAAGCGCAUUUUACAACAACAGGAAUGUUAUCAUAUACAAUGGAUUUGCAGAGCUGUUGAGUGACUUGGGUUACCAGUUAGGCCGCACACUCUACAAUGCUGUUGGCAAGACCCUACUCGCGCCUUACUUCGAAAAUGACGAACAAAAGCGACUUUUGUGGACAGAUUCCUUCACUAUCUGGCUUGAAGUCUAUGACUUCUUUGGCAAUUUCGUUGCUUUAAUCAGGACUGUGAGAGACGGUUCCUUACCUCAAGCCAGUCUUAUGUUACAGGUGAUCGACCCUGUUACUAUGAUUGAUAUCGAGGGAGAUCCACCCGAGGAUAUGGCUUUUGAUCUGACAAGGUACGAAGCCCCUCAUAAUCUCUGGAAUUAUCAGUACUUUAGAAGAGGGCGUGCUGCUGGUGAGAUCCCUGAUAAGAAUGGGAAGCCCGAUGCGGAGACUGUUACUUUGAAAGAAGUCUUGACAGUCACAGUCCCGCAAGAGGGUGAAUCAGAAGAAUCAGCAGUGUCAGAAGAUUCCACUGGAGCAGAUCAUCUAGUGGGUCUCUCCGAUGAUCAGGAACCGAUGGUAUUGAAUAUUGAUGAAGAAGAUAUAAAAGAGAUAAGAGGAGAUCCCGAGGAAGGGCCAAUUGAUGUUGUCGUGGAGGUUGAUGGCACUGAGCAAACUCUCAACGUUUAUUGGGAAUACUUCCUUAAAAAAUUGCUUCUGUUGGAUGACUCUGGAAACAGUGACUUUGACAAACACGAAGUGAUCAAAUGGGAUGAAUCUCCUUAUGCAGAUAUCAGAACAAGAGCAGCAUACAUAAGAGCGAUGGCGAAAUGUCCAGUGACAAAGAAACCCAUCAAUUAUGUGUGUCCCAUUUCAGGAAUUCCAACCCACCAUGAUCGCAAGGCUUGGGAAGAUGACAAGGAAUAUCACGAGCAGAAAAAGUUUGACCGUUUGAAGAAGGUCAAUCUAUACGAGCACGAUUUGAGAUCAGGGAGAAAGUUUGAUGAGUUCAUAUUUCCUGGUGCACAAGAGCGUGAUUUUACUGUCAGCAUGGAAAAUUGGGAUACUUUCUUUUACACCAGAGAUUUCAAUCCAAUGAAUACUGAGUUCAAUUUGGCGGCUGCAACCAAGGUCUUGACUUAUCCGAUUACCAUAGCUGCGAUUUUGCACAGAUUUUCACCAUACGCUUUGAGCCCUAAAGGUCCCGUGACGUUGGAGGGCUUGCGUUCAUUAGCUGCCUUGAGGUAUUCUUUGUACUCGCUGCCUGCGAAGAAGAGCAAGGAGGUCACUUUCAAGGAUAGACCAAUGAGAAUCUUUCUCGUGGGUGCUAAAAUGGAAGCCAUGUUACCAGGAUAUGUGUGGAAGCAAUUUGGAUACCUUUUUCCAGAGACCAAAUUUGAAAUUCACUUUAUCGGCCCCCAGUCAUACUUCGAUGUUGAGGCUAAAGCCUUCAUGCCUUCCAACAGACCCCACGGGAGACCAAUGGUCAGAAAACACGAUGAGCAGAUUACGCUCAUACAUCACACAAAAUAUUUCCACGAGGUCUACGACCAAGAUGUGUUUUUCCUUUUCCAUCCUGGAUUCAAGACCGCAGAUGAAAUUCACUGGGACAAAGCAUUGAAGGGUCUCUUGGAAUCCAAAUGUGCUGUGCAUGUUACUGGAUACCAUGACGUGGAUAUCGAGAGAGAGAUUGAUUGGUUGCAAAACCACAAGCUUCACGACGAAAUGGACAUUCUUAUGAACAAAACUGAUAACAUCUUUGGCUCUACGAAGAUCGACUUGGUAGACAUAAACCCUACCGAAUCAUUCCAGGCCAAUAACAAGCUUAUGGCCUUCAGAGGUAAAAGAUACCAUGCUAUCAGAGCUUAA
This is a messenger RNA of Candidozyma duobushaemuli, 2952 nucleotides long. RefSeq lists its product as uncharacterized. Gene Ontology annotation, cellular component: extrinsic component of mitochondrial inner membrane. The transcript is spliced from 3 exons. Gene Ontology annotation, biological process: mitochondrial respiratory chain complex IV assembly. NCBI's taxonomy places the organism in Eukaryota, Fungi, Ascomycota, Pichiomycetes, Serinales, Metschnikowiaceae. The coding region runs from base 1 to 2952 and encodes 983 amino acids. The record is from RefSeq and is a predicted model, not a curated record.